Aspergillus fumigatus Af293 is the source of this 1089-nucleotide messenger RNA. RefSeq lists its product as uncharacterized. NCBI's taxonomy places the organism in Eukaryota, Fungi, Ascomycota, Eurotiomycetes, Eurotiales, Aspergillaceae. The transcript has a single exon. The record is from RefSeq and is a predicted model, not a curated record. Bases 1 to 1089 code for a protein of 362 amino acids.
AUGGCUCAGCGAUUGUCCCGCCGUAUUAAAUUUGCUGACAUAGUCCUUCACCUCCUGCUCCACCUUGUCAAACCCCUGUUUGCCCUGGUUAUCGCUGAUGGUCUUGUCCGCGUCAAUCUUCCGAUACCCCGGCACUGGCGGCCUCUCGAUGGGAUCCGUGUACGCGACGGUGAACCCCUUCUUCUCCAUGAACUCCGCGAACGCUUUGGUGAUCUUCUGUGCCUGAUCGUAGCGCCGGGCGUCGGCGUGGGCCCGGAGCGCAGCUAUCAUCUUAUUGAUCCGGUCAUCGGCCGGCGUUUUGCCGUCGGCGUGGAGCUUGGCAAUGGCCUUGGUGCCAAUAUCCUCGGCCUCCGACAUGACCGUUUUGAACGUAUCCGGCUGUUCCCAGCCCUUGAAGAUCUUGACAUUGAGAAAGUCGCCCUUGAAGCCAGACUUGUCGAACUCGGUGCUGAAGACCUUCAGGUCCGCGCCCUCGCCGAUGUGAGCCCAGUCAACCUUGUUAAAAUCGGGCACAUCCACGAGCUUCGGUUUUUGGCCCUUGGGCGGCUUGAUGAUUUUGCCGUUUUCGUCGCGCUCCGGCUCUUUCUUGACCCGGCAGACUUCCCUGAUGAAGGCCUCCAUGUCGCAGACGACGCCGGCCUGGGCGCAGCCGGGCGCCAUGCGCGAGUUGGCGAGGCCGUGGGCGUCGACUUCCAGCCGGUACAGCUGGUAGAAGAAGAGGGCUUGGUAUUUCCCGGCCACUUGGUUAGCCGUGACGCCGGCGGCGAGGAAGACCGCCAGAAACAGAAGUGGGAGCAUGACUCUUUCUUUGGUUUCUACCAAAGAAGAAAGACAGGAAGAAAGAAAUAUGCAAGGAUGCAAUGUCCAGAAAGGAAUUACAAAAGACGGCCCCCCAGGGAAGUAAGGGCCGGCGGUCGACUAAGACCAGAUCUCUUAACAUUACUUUCCUGCCGACUCCAAGGUCUCUUGAACAAGCAUCCCGCCAGCCAAGACCUCACCCUGAGAGCCUCAUGCUCUAUCAAGGGGUGGGGGCCGCGGAUCAAGCGGCUCUACGAAAGUGAUUGUAACGAUAGUAUAGUUCCUGUCUGA